Molecule: messenger RNA, 1498 nt
Organism: Effrenium voratum
Lineage: Eukaryota; Dinophyceae; Suessiales; Symbiodiniaceae
Source: the annotation of a GenBank genome assembly
AGAAAUUUGGUGCAGAACGCAGAACGCGGCCGCGAUGCCACAGCUCCUAGCCGUCCUGGCGCUCGUCAGUGGCGCGCAUGCGGCGUCAUCCCAGAGCCUGCCUUGGCGCUAUGGCGCCUUUAUUGACGGAGGCAGUGAGGGUUCCCGGAUCUACGUGAUGCGCUGGAAGCCUUCCUUGGAUCCGGAAGGUGAGAUCAUUUGCCCGGAGAUCAUUGGCGACAAGAGCACAGCCCCAGGCGUGGCCUCUUUCGCACUCAAUCACACUGGUGCCGGGGCAUCCCUGGAGCCGCUGGUGGAGUACACCAAGAAGCUGAUGCACUCGGAGAGGGGCCAAUGGGCGCACAUGCCCUUGUAUUUGCGGGCUACGGCUGGCAUGCGCCUGUUGUUCCCGGAGCAGCGCGAGAGCAUCCUGGACAACAUCCGCACCUACUUCCGCACGCUGCCCUUCCUGUUCCGUGACGACAUGGCAUCUGUGGCCACUGGAGAGGAGGAGGGCGUCUUUGGCUGGAUCUCUGCGAAUUACCUCAUGGGCAACCUGCGGCCGGACAAAGUCCCCAAUGCGAGCUCUACCAUAGGCUCCCUGGACCUCGGCGGCGCUUCUGCCCAGAUCGUGUUCAUCCCCCAGAAGUCCAUCAUUCAACAUGCAUUCCCCCUGCGGCUGGGACCUCACCAGCUGCAGGUGUACUCGUACUCCUUUCUGCGCUUUGGCAUUCGGGAGGCAGCCCACCAUGCGGCCAUGCUGGUGAUAUCGGAUGCGCUGAUGUCCGUGCAGUCUGAGAAUUCCAUCAAGCAUCCCUGCUUUUCAAAGGGGUAUGUCUACAUUCCCAAGUUCUCCUACAGCGACCAGAGCUUCGCGCCCAUUCAGGUCUCCAUGAAGGGCACCAGCGAUUUCGAGGGCUGCGAAGCCCUGGUGAAGCGGAUCUUCGACAAGAACGCGCCGUGCCUCAUUGAGCAGUGCUCUUUCUACGGGGUCUAUCAGCCCAGAGUGCUUGAUGUGAAGUUUUUGGCGUUUUCUCAUUUCGCUGACAUCGCGGGAGAUCUCGGAGUUCCGGAGAAGGGGAGGCUGGAAGACCUGCUCGUCGCCGCGCGGUACGUGUGCUCUCUGAGCCGGGCGCAGCUGGACCUGCUCUUCAAGCGCGUCCAGGACGAGACAAUCAGAAUGCACCUCUGCUUCCACGCCACUUUUGCGGUGACUUUGCUUCACUCUGGUUAUGGUAUUGAGGAGAACGAUAUUUUAUUCAAGUCCAACCACAAUGGCCAGCCAAUCGAUUGGGCGGUGGGUGCCAUGAUGUAUGCCAUCAAUCAGGACAACAAAUUGUCACGGCCGCUGGUCAACGUGAGCACGGCCCAUGUUUUGGAUGUCUGACCGCGUGGCACCACCUGGUGCAGCCUUGCAGCUUAAGGCCAAGGCACGGCGUGCGUAGAUGUGUAUAGCUUCUUAAGUGUAGCAUGGUAGGCACAUUCGACGCUCUUAGACCUUCGGCCGGGCCGAUGGGAA